Messenger RNA from Harpegnathos saltator (Jerdon's jumping ant), 315 nucleotides. RefSeq names its product 15-hydroxyprostaglandin dehydrogenase [NAD(+)]-like. The coding region runs from base 1 to 315 and encodes 104 amino acids. The transcript has a single exon. Gene Ontology annotation, cellular component: cytoplasm. NCBI's taxonomy places the organism in Eukaryota, Metazoa, Arthropoda, Insecta, Hymenoptera, Formicidae. The record is from RefSeq and is a predicted model, not a curated record. Gene Ontology annotation, molecular function: oxidoreductase activity, acting on the CH-OH group of donors, NAD or NADP as acceptor.
AUGGACAAUGUACAGGACAAAACCGUGAUGAUCACCGGUGGAGCCGGCGGUCUGGGCAGCGAAUUCGUCAAGAUAAUACUGGAGCACGGCGCGAGAAAAGUUGCUGUUGUGGACUUGCCAAUGCCACAGGUUCGGGAAAAAGUUGCCGAAUUCGAGAACAAAUAUGGUAAAAACCGUAUCGCCUUUUUCGCCUGCGACAUAACGAAGGUCAAGGAGUACGAGCAGACGUUCAAGAAGAUCGUAGACUCAUUCGACUAUCUCGACACCCUCGUGAACAACGCUGGGAUGCUGGACGACAACAAGCUGGAGCAAUAA